Crotalus tigris (Tiger rattlesnake) is the source of this 2045-nucleotide messenger RNA. It is a transcript of the gene PLK1, whose product is annotated as polo like kinase 1. The transcript is spliced from 11 exons. Gene Ontology annotation, molecular function: protein serine/threonine kinase activity; protein binding; ATP binding. NCBI's taxonomy places the organism in Eukaryota, Metazoa, Chordata, Lepidosauria, Squamata, Viperidae. The record is from RefSeq and is a predicted model, not a curated record. Gene Ontology annotation, biological process: regulation of cytokinesis; mitotic cell cycle; protein phosphorylation. Gene Ontology annotation, cellular component: nucleus; centrosome; cytoplasm. Bases 283 to 1815 code for a protein of 510 amino acids.
GUGCCCGGCAGGGGCCCCCGGGUGGCGGGGGUCGGGCGGGGGGCGGUCCCGGCGGCGACGGCGGCGGCGCCCGCGUCCUCCUCGGGGCCGGCGUCGGAGAGCCGGGCGGUGCCGGAGGUGCUGGUGGACCCGCGCAGCCGGCGCUGCUACAGCCUGGGCCGCUUCCUGGGCAAGGGCGGCUUCGCCAAGUGCUACGAGAUCACGGAGGCGGAGAGCCGCGAGGCCUUCGCCUGCAAGGUGGUGCCCAAGGCGCUGCUGCUGAAGGCGCCGCAGAAGGAGAAGAUGGCCAUGGAGAUCGCCAUCCACCGCAGCCUCCAGCACCCGCACGUGGUGGCCUUCCGGGGCUUCUUCGAGGACAGCCACUUCGUCUUCGUGGUGCUCGAGCUCUGCCGCCGGCGGUCCCUGUUGGAACUGCACAAGCGUCGGAAAGCCCUGACAGAGCCCGAGGCCCGCUACUACCUGCGGCAGAUUAUCCUGGGCUGCCAAUACCUGCACAGCAACCGCGUCAUCCAUCGCGACCUCAAGCUGGGCAACCUGUUUCUGAACGAUGACAUGGAAGUGAAGAUUGGUGACUUCGGCUUGGCCACCAGGGUGGAGUAUGACGGAGAGCGGAAGAAGACCCUUUGUGGGACGCCAAACUACAUUGCCCCCGAAGUGCUGGGCAAGAAAGGGCACAGCUUUGAAGUGGACAUCUGGUCCAUCGGCUGCAUCAUGUACACCCUUCUGGUUGGGAAGCCCCCCUUUGAAACCUCCUGUUUGAAAGAAACGUAUAUUCGGAUUAAGAACAACGCAUACACGAUUCCUACGCACAUCAACCCCGCGGCUGCCAGUCUCAUCCAGAAGAUGCUGCAACACGACCCGGCUGCCCGCCCCACCAUUGACGAACUGCUGAACGAGGAGUUCUUCACGGUGGGCUACAUCCCUUCGCGGCUGCCCACCACCUGUCUUACGGUUCCUCCCCGCUUCUCUCUGGCGCCCAGCAGCCUCGACCCCAGCAGUAGGAGGCCUCUCGCGGUGGUGAACAAAGGACCGGAGAGCCCCGCCCCGGAGAAGGUGACUGAGAAGGAGGACAAUGCCGGCACCCUACCGGAGUCGGGACAGUCCCUGCCCUGCUACCUGGCCGACCUGCUGCAGCAGCUGAUGCAAGUCAACGCUUGCCGGCCCUCGGAAAAAACUCCCAUCAGGCAAGAGGAGGCUGAGGACCCGGCCUGCAUCCCCCUCUUUUGGGUCAGCAAGUGGGUGGACUACUCUGACAAAUAUGGGCUAGGCUACCAACUGUGUGACAACAGUGUGGGGGUCCUUUUCAACGACUCUACUCGCCUCAUCAUGUACAGUGAUGGGGACAAGCUGCAAUACAUUGACCAGAACGGCUCUGAGUUGUAUUUUGACGUGCACUCUUACCCAGAUACUUUCAGCAAGAAGAUUAAGCUGCUGGAGUAUUUCCAGAACUACAUGAGUGAACACUUGCUGAAAGCUGCUGGUGCAAACGUGACCCCCCGGGAAGGGGACGAGUUGGCCCGGCUGCCCUACCUCUUGAACUGGUUCCGCACCCGCAGUGCCAUCGUCAUGCACCUGAGCAAUGGCACCGUGCAGGUCAACUUCUUCCAGGACCACACCAAGCUCAUCCUCUGCCCCUUGAUGGCCGCCGUCACCUACAUCAACGAACGGCGCGAGUUCCACACCUACAAACUGGCCCUGAUUGAGGAGUUUGGCUGCUGCAAGGAACUGGCCAGCCGCCUCCGUUAUGCCCGCACCAUGGUGGAGAAGCUGCUGUCCUCCAAAUCGGGAGCCCCCUCCACAAAGGCGCCAAGCUAGAGCCGGAGGAGGGUCCGCUUGGCUCAGAACAGUGCAGCCCCCGUGGAGGGCCCUCCCUGGCCAGGCCCCACAAGGCCCCAGGCUGCUUUGGGGGCCCAAGGGGCCCUUGGCAACAAAAGGACUGUAACAUAACAAGAUGCCAUUUCUCCAGAUUCUGAUAGGAAAGUCCCCUCCCCUUUUCUGCCCCCCAUUCAGACUAAACUGUUUUAUACUCACUUUGAAUAAAGAGA